AUGGUGAUGCUACGGCUGACUGCAGAGCAGUACAGGAAGCUCCCCAUCCUGGUGGACAAGUCGACUUGCGUGGGAAAGACCUACGUCAUCACCGGAGGCAACUCCGGCCUGGGCCUGGAAACUGCGCGGCACCUCGUGGCUGCAUCCGCCGCGACAGUUGUCCUGGCCGUGAGGAAUCUCAACGCCGGAGAAGUGGCUAAGGCAGACAUUGAGAAGUCGACGGGACGUAAGGGCGUCAUACAGGUGCGGCAUCUGGAUCUAUCAACCUAUGCCGCCGUCCAAGUCUUCGCCAAGCAGGUCUCUCAGGAGCUGGACAGGAUCGACGGCUUCGUCUGCAACGCCGGCGUCAUGAUCGACCAGUGGGCAACUUUCGAAGGCGUUGAGAGCAGCAUGUUUGUCAACGUCGUCAACACAUUGUUCCUUGGAGUCUUGAUGAUGCCCAAGCUGAGCGAGAGCGCGCGCAAGUUCGGCAUUCAGCCUACGCUCCUCUUCAUCGUCAGCGUGCUGGGAUACACCGUCAAGGCGGAGAUGGACAAGAGCCGCAACGGGAGCGUCUUUGAUGGGCUCAACGACCCGAAGCGCGCAAACAUGGACUCGAGGUACGCUCUCACGAAGCUCGUCGAGGAAUGUGCCGUCCGUCAGUUUGCGGCCCAGUUUCCCGUAGACCGUACCGGCGUGGUCAUCACCAUGGUCGCCCCUGGUCUCUGUACCACCGGCUUGGGACGCGAUGCGAGGACAUUCACCAAGAUUAUGCAUGAAACAGUCCGGGCCAUGAUGGCCCGCACAGCGGAGGUGGGCAGUCGCACUAUCCUGCACGGCCUGAUGGUUGGCGAGGAUGGUCACGGAAAACUUCUGUCGGGCUGUAAGAUCAAGGAGUUUUGGGUGCCGGACUGGUUUUGCAACGAUGAGGGCCAGCGCUUGCAGAAGGCGAUAUGGAACGAGCUCGUUGCCAAGCUGGAACAGUGA
This is a messenger RNA of Colletotrichum siamense, 966 nucleotides long. RefSeq names its product Short chain dehydrogenase atnD (gene atnD-4). The transcript is spliced from 4 exons. The record is from RefSeq and is a predicted model, not a curated record. Lineage: Eukaryota; Fungi; Ascomycota; Sordariomycetes; Glomerellales; Glomerellaceae. Bases 1 to 966 code for a protein of 321 amino acids.